AUGCCGCCAAAAAACACUGAUUUCGACAAGUUGAGCACGAAUGAGCUAGUGAAACACUUAGCUCAGUUUACAGGCGUGCCAGUGCCCAAGGCGGAUGUCAAGAUCAUGGGCAAGUGUAAUAUCACAGGCUGCAGUCUCGUGUACUCUGGCACAGAACAGGCUUUCAAGGAGGUUGGGCUGUCCUGGGGCACCGGCGCUAACCUGAUGUGCAUGAAAGAAAACUACCUCAAGAAAAAAAGGAAGGCGGAUGAAGCGGGACUGGCUGAUUAUGAAUCUGACAAGCGUUUGCAAGCGGCCUUUCAAGCCGAUCUAGCCCAGUCAGAUGGAACCCCACGCGUGCAUAUCCAGGAAGGAAGUGGUGAUACCACAGACACUCAGAAGAGCAACCAACGCCGGGACGAACAGUUUGUGCGACAGGUGAAAGUUGCCCAGCAGCAAGCCCCAGAGCUUCGCCAUACGGCAAAGCUCAGUGCGAAGCAACGUCGUCGGGUGUUUGAUCUUUUUGAUAGGAACUUCAAGGGUCUGGACGAUGCCAAAUCCCUGCUCUCCUCUCCAAGCAUCUCUGUGAGACUUCCAUUUCCGUUCUUGGGGACUGAGAUUCCUAAGCGAUUCAUGGUCCGUAAUGACCAGGGAAACUAUCAUUACAUGGGACGGGAGGUGUUCUCUGGCCUUGUUGAUGCUUUUGACUCAAUGGCAGAGGGUUUUGGCCAUCCAAACCUCUGGGUAUAUGGCCUCAUGGGCUACGGGAAGUCGCACCUUCUUGCAACCCUCACAUGUUUUCUCACGGCAUAUGGCUAUCGGGUCGUGUACCUCCCAGACUGCCGCAUAUGCCUCGAAGAUCCUACGAGAUACCUGCAGCAAUGCUUGCUGUUUACUUGGAGUGAUCUCCCUGAGAAGGUUGAGGAAAUUGUUAAACUGCAGGACAUGAAUGAAGUUGCCAAUUUCAUUGCCAAUAACUGGUCCACCUCUGUUGUAUUUGUCAUGGACCAACUGAAUGCCCUGGAUGACGAAGAUGAAGCUUCAACAAAAUCCCAUGUACGCCGUUGGCUCAAAAGAUGUCGCUCUGGGUUGAAAACAGUCCUCAGCACUUCGGCAAAUAACAUCUCCUUCCACCGCAUGACACAGAGACAGAAUUAUGACGAUCUGUUCACUGUAUAUGGCGGGUUCACCAGAGCAGAAAUGGACGCUUGGUGGAGCCACCACAGUGCCGUGGCCCUUGGAGAUUACACACGGGAUGAGGUCGAGGACUACACAGGCUGUAACCCGUUGUUGCUGGUGAGCUGCUUUGAAGGAGGCAAGUUCAAUCUCACUUGCGAGGAGAUUAGUCGAAUGAUCCGACACGCACAACGCUUCACGGGACGUAUGAAAGACAAGUGCACUGAAUGGGGUUGGUCAAGAUACCAAUCAUAUGUGAAAGCCUGUAUUACUGAAAGAGCUGUUCCCGAUAAUAUUGACCCAGAGCAUGUAGAUCAUCGGUUUUUCCAUGAAAGAAAUAGGACUGGGUAUUGCAUCUGUGGCGCUGUUCGUGAAGCAGUCAUUAAAGAGCUGGCUUCGCUCGGGACGUAUUUGUUUUCAAUUGAAGAUAGCAUGAGAGCAAUGGGCCACCUCAUCAGCAACCCGUCUGUGGUCGGAUAUUUCCUUGAGAAUGCCGUCCUUCGCUCCAUCGUCACCGCUGGAAUUCCCUGUUUGGAUAUAAUCGGGCCAAUGCCCCAGUUCAUCUUCCAGGAGUUUCCAUCCUACAACCUCUCGCAUGAAAAAGCUUUAUAUGUGCCUAGGACCUACAACUUCCCUGCGAUUGAUGCCAUCCUUUUGCGUCUUAAUAAUGUGGACAAGAAGGCUGAACUCAUACCAAUUCAAAUCACGAUCCAGAAAGCUCAUAGAAAUUCAGAAGAACAAUUCUUCAACAACUGGUCCUUCUGGCAUGACUACCUUGAUGAUUAUGAUGUCAAAGUCACCUUCCUCUGGAUCACCUCGGACGGGGGCUUUAAGAGAACUUCCAUGGAGGAAAGACUCCGGAAGACGCGCGGCGGCUCCGAGAAGGUGGUUUGGCCCGACUAUGACUCUGCCUACAUCCCGCUGAAGGAAGUGAACGGAAGUGUUUGGAGGAAAUACCAAGAAGUCAAGGCCAAGCAGGCAUUGUUACUACCCAAUUGA
This is a messenger RNA of Aspergillus chevalieri, 2154 nucleotides long. RefSeq lists its product as uncharacterized. Bases 1 to 2154 code for a protein of 717 amino acids. The record is from RefSeq and is a predicted model, not a curated record. NCBI's taxonomy places the organism in Eukaryota, Fungi, Ascomycota, Eurotiomycetes, Eurotiales, Aspergillaceae. The transcript has 4 exons.